This is a messenger RNA of Fusarium proliferatum ET1, 3204 nucleotides long. RefSeq lists its product as uncharacterized. Lineage: Eukaryota; Fungi; Ascomycota; Sordariomycetes; Hypocreales; Nectriaceae. The transcript is spliced from 5 exons. Bases 1 to 3204 code for a protein of 1067 amino acids. The record is from RefSeq and is a predicted model, not a curated record.
AUGGCCGAGUUAGCGCUUGCAAUCAUACCCCUCGGUCUCAAGACAUGUUCCGGCCUUGUGAGCUACCUGGACGGACUCAAAGAUCACGAUAAUGCUCUUGUUCGGCUCAAACGUCUAGCAGAGUCUCUCGAGGGCAGUUUCCGCUUACUUAAUGGUUUUCUAAAGAGCGGCCAGCUGAAUCCUUCGACUUCGCAGGCUGCGGCUCAAGCUUUACGAUGCUUGGCUGAUUGCGAGAACGGCUUAAAGGACCUCAAAGCUUUUGGGCAGAAGAUCUCCGCGACCACUGCUUCUGACCUCACGAUCAAAGAUACAGUCAAGAGUAGCUAUCGCAGGCUCUCCUACCCACUGCGACAAGCUCAGCUAUCGCAGUUGGAAAAUGCUUUGGGCAGUAUUUGUACACCACUCAAUCUGGCCAUCCAAGGCUUGCAGCUAGAGAUGCAAGCUGCGACUUCUAAAGCCAUCAUUCUCAAUGCUACGGUUGUGAAGAAUACAGCGCUCGAGGUCUCGGCGCUGGCUGCUGCAGUAUCUCACCUCAGCCAUCCCGUUUCUACCAUUGGGUCACAGCUCCCUACGAUUCAAAUCGCUGUUGAUGAGUUGGCUCCUCAGAUUAACUUGAUGAUUGAAGCGAGUUUCAAGACGCAGAUGGAUGAGAUCCGAGAAUCUUUCCAACAAGCGGAGUCUGCGGCGUUGCAGCGCCGCGCCCAAACUGCUGAGCUUCUAUCCAGACUCAAUUUGGAUGCUCAAAAUCCUGCACAAGCUGUUCGCAGGCUUGUCGCAAAGCCAAGUCUAUUAUGCCACAUUUCAUCCUCUGCGUCGGCCUGCUCUUGUAUGGCAAGAAGGCUUCGCACACGUAAAACACUUCCCAUGGGGCCGCUGUCUUUCAAAGAUGAAGUUGUUUCCCAUUGUCCACACUUUAAAGACUGCGAUUUUUACACUACUGCCAUCGAUUCAUCGCGAGAAAGAACCCUGAGGUUCACUGGACUCACUAGACUGAUAGGAAGAGCUAUCGAGUUGACAGUACGUACGACAGUCGGGGCAGGCGGUCUCAGUAUCAGUCCUUCGAUCAAUUACUUUGCUAUGGUCGAUGAAGUGAAUUCUCCGGCAUUUAGAGUCAUCAACUUGCUGGUUGAGAGUCGUCUCGGGGCCCGCUGGGCGAUGGAGAGUUAUCCGGGACUCCUAUUCGAGUCCAUUACCCGGAAACUUCAGGUGAUCUUCCGCUCCGGGAAGGCCAGGCCUACUGACAUUAACUCAAAGGGCUAUUCCUUACUUCAUCACUUGACCCUAACCUUGAACUCUGGCGACUUCCGAAUCUUAACCCAGCAGCAGCGUGCACAUCCGAAUCUGAAGUCCUUGUUCGAUUUUCUCAUUGCAGCAGGUACCCCAGUGGCGGCCGUUGGGUCAGAUGGCCGUCUCGCCCUGCAUGUAGCUGCUGAUGAGUUUGUGCUUCCGUCAUCGAUUCUUGCCCAGUUGUGUGUAGACGAUGUGGAGAUACCAGCUCCCAGGCGGCCAGAACUGAGGUUCGGUAAUUUUGGCCGUAUCGACGUCACCGAGUACGAUGGCGUGAGUCGAAGAAUCGCCGAAGCACUAUUUGGACCAUUGACCCUUGCGAUUCUACGCAACGAUGCGAGGGAGGUUGAAUUUCUAAUCGAUAGGAGUCCAGAAUGUAUAGGAGAAAUAAGUUUUUAUGGCGAGACUCCCUGUUUUGUGGCCAUAGAGAAGCCGGAAAUAUUACGACUGUUGGUCAGAAGAGCAACCCCAGAACAGCUUCUUCAGACAUGUCGAACAGCAUCAGGCAUGAUCAGUCCUCUAGGUCGGUCAAUCCACUUAAGCAAAAACAUCUGCAAUAGUCGUGGAACUACCGACGGGUCUGUUUGCCCCUGCACUGAGGCAGUCAGGAUACUAUUGGAAGCGAAAUGCCAUAUCAGACCAUACUAUGAUUUUUCGAAGCGGAAUAUUUUUGGCACGUCUAUUAUGUCUUUCAACUUGUUCAUCGGCGCCUCGCAACAUUGUAAGCUUUUGCUUGCAAAACAACUAAGAAUGCUCCAGCAAGAUUUCGAAGGGUUAGCUCCAAGAACAUUCUCGCGGUCAGGAAACCUACGCUCGACAGCAACAGAAUUCGACGCCCGAUCUAACGAGCCUGGAAAUACUUUCCAGAAACAAGCUACCGCCGAACUUACAGCCUUGGAAACAGAAUCGCCAGCAGACAGCGGUCGCAAGGAGGCUAAAAAGCCCAUCUUCAGACCCAUAUGGUUAGAUAUCACAUGUCCUGGAGAUGCGUCCAUUUUUUGGCAUAGGGGCUUCACCGAUAUUGACGACGCCUGGACACACCCGUCACUAAGCAAGCAGGCUUUUGGUGCGUUCGGUCCAGACGUAUCGCAGGCCUUGCACUGCACAUCGCCGCAGUAUGCGAUGUGGCUAUAUAAUCACUGCCCAAACUUCUGGACAGUAAUUUGCGAAAACAGUAGAUCAGAACGGUCUAGCUUUACUUUAGCCGAGAUUAUCCUCAACAACAGGAAGAAUCUAGAGAAAUACCUUAUCCGUGACCCUUUGGCCAUCGAAUACACCGAUAGCUGUACUUGUCAGUGUUCACCUGAAGGUUAUACGCCCUUUACCCACGGUAUACGAUGUCUUUUGGAAAGCGAUUCAUCAGGUACUGACGGGCUACGAUCAUUCGCGCAAGAGUUUGGGGGUAUAUUGACAAUGUAUCAACAUACAGCUGUUCUGAGGCAAGCGAUUUUCGCCAAUCUCGAUAUGGUACACACAUGUUUCACUGAGCCAGAAUGCCGAGAUGAGUUGCUAGACGAUCGAAUCUACACAGCGACAGAUGAUAGUGACAAAGCAGCCUUUAUCGAUAGCGUGAUUGUCGAAUUCAAACGAUUCAUGCUCAAAGAUGCCGACGCCACAAACCGCGAAGGAGAAAAUGAAGACAUGUAUCUCUUUCGCGGGACUCGUGAAUAUCACCAACGUUCUUUGAAAUUCUGGGACCACAUUUUGCCAUCAAUGAUUGGGGACUUUGAGCAGACUUUGGCGUCUACAUGGAAUCCUGACAUUGAAGCUCUGAGGGACCUCGGAGUUACUCUCUGGAUCGAGGAAGAGAAGAAACAAAAAGUCUGUGCAAGGGUGUAUGAAGUGAGAAGGGAUGAUGAAGAGAGCCGCAGGAUGGCAUUUGAGGAACUUCUGGAGAAGCUCGAAAUGAUCGAAUAA